Molecule: messenger RNA, 2484 nt
Organism: Osmerus eperlanus (European smelt)
Lineage: Eukaryota; Metazoa; Chordata; Actinopteri; Osmeriformes; Osmeridae
Gene: sdcbp2
Product: syndecan binding protein (syntenin) 2
Exons: 9
Coding region: 171-1103 (310 amino acids)
Cellular component (GO): plasma membrane; cytoplasm
Molecular function (GO): protein binding
Source: RefSeq, a predicted model, not a curated record
GAGUUUCGUCUACCAGGAAACGGGUUGUGGUGACUUCAGAAUCCCCCUGUAGACUCUUUGUUGACGGUGCGAAAGAAGUACGAAGUAGCUAGCUAAUAGCUAUUGUGUCAGACGGAAAUUUUAAGGGAAAUAUUUGUAAAGUUUUGAACUCGACAACCUCAAGCUUCAGCAUGUCGCUGUAUCCAUCCCUAGAGGAUCUGAAGGUGGACAAAGUCAUUAAGGCCCAGGCCCAAUUUGUCCAGACCACCUCUACCUUCCCAGCCAUCGCAGAGGGGACCUACCCCGAGGGGACCUACCAGCCCCAGCCGGCAGCUGGCCUUGAGGCUCCAGGAUCAAGCCUCUACCCUAACCUGGUGGAGUUGGGGGAGUACAUGGGCCUCAGCCUCAACAGUGACGAGGUCCAGAGGAACAUGGCCCUGGUGCCCGUGGGCGACAAUCAGGUGUCCCUGUCCCCGGGGCUGGGGGGCAUGCUGGGGGGCAUGGUGCGCCCGGUGACGGGGGCAGACCUGGGGGUGAGGCGUGCUGAGAUCCGUCCUGGUCUGAGAGAGGUGGUGCUCUGUAAGGACCAGGAGGGCAGGGUGGGGCUCCGGCUCAGGGCCAUCGACAACGGUGUGUUCAUCCAGCUGGUCCAGGGGAACUCUCCUGCAGCUCUGGCAGGGCUGCGUUUUGGGGACCAGGUUCUCCAGAUCAACGGUCAGAACUGUGCUGGCUGGAGUCUGGACAAGGCCCACAAGGCCCUGAAGGCCGCAGCCGAGCACCGCAUCGAGCUCAUCGUCAGGGACAGGCCGUUUCAGCGCACCGUCACCAUGCACAAGGACAGCUCCGGACACGUGGGGUUUGUGUUCAAGUCUGGGAAGAUCACCUCGCUGGUGAAGGACGGCUCGGCCGCGCGGAACGGCCUCCUGACCGACCACUACAUCUGUGAGAUCAACGGGCAGAACGUCAUCGGGCUCAAGGACGCCCAGAUCAAGGACAUCCUCACGACUUCUCCCACCACCAUGACCAUCACCAUCAUGCCCAAGUUCAUCUAUGAACACAUGAUCAAGAGGAUGUCCAGUGGUCUCCUGCGUUCAGCCAUGGACCACUCUGUUCCAGAGGUGUGAUGAAGACCAGGACCACAACCCUUCAUCAGGAUGCCUCACUCCUUCUCUCGUCUCUUCUCCUCUCUUCCCCUCCUUCUCUCCUCUCCUUCUCUCCUCUCCUCUCCUUCUCUCCUCUCCUCUCCUUCUCUCCUCUCCUCUCCUCUCCUUCUCUCUGUCUGACUGGAUCUCUGUCUCAGCUCAGCUGUUUUCUCACCUGUCAGGGUGAACUCUCUCUAAAACCCUCUAUCACACAAUCAUCGCCAUAUUCAUCAUCGCCUGCUUGUCGUUAACAUGAUCUAAGAUGCCUUUUCUUCUGUGGUUCAGAAACAUCAGCAUGUUCUUAUCCGCUGUACUGUAGUUAUUUUCUACUCUCUGUCUUUUUUGUUUGAGUUUUUAUGACAACAUGUUUAUGCUCUUUUAUACACGAUAACCAUGUAGUUCUACUUCCUGUUGUUCCCUACGUGACGUCGAGUCCGGCUGGGUUUCUAAGACACGAGUCACUCUCUUCCUCCCACUCCUGCAGAACGGCCCGACCUUUCACCUUUCUGUGUUCAGAUGCUGUAGAGUCGAUCUCCAUGGCGAUACAGAACCCUCAGAUGCUGUAGAGUCGAUCUCCAUGGCGAUACAGAACCCUCAGAUGCUGUAGAGUCUAUCUCCAUGGCGAUACAGAACCCUCAGGUGCUGUAGAGUCUAUCUCCAUGGCGAUACAGAACCCUCAGAUGCUGUAGAGUCUAUCUCCAUGGCGAUACAGAACCCUCAGAUGCUGUAGAGUCUAUCUCCAUGGCGAUAAAGAACCCUCAGAUGCUGUAGAGUCUAUCUCCAUGGCGAUACAGAACCCUCAGGGGUUCUGGCUUCGUCCUCCUUCCCUAAGCCCCGCCCCCUCGAAGGUGUCACAUGAUGCCCCUUAGUGCACUUCCUUAUUAAAGUCUUUCCUGUCAUUUCAACUUGUUGUUAGUGUGGACGUGGCCCCAGGUGACUGAGGAACAGUUAGGAUGUAACACCUGACUUCACUCUUGGGUUGGAAUUGUUUGAUGCACAAAAAUAAUCGUAAAAAUGGAAGUUGUUUACUGACUAACACACCACGGGUUCAGUCAGCCUGUUGCAUUCUGGGGGAUUUUGAUGUGAUUACAAGAGAACUUCCCUCUAAUCAUUGAUUGAUUCGUGAGAAGGAAAGGAAAAGUCUGGAUAUUAAUCAGUGGAUUUGUCUUCUUGAAAUGACAAUGUUGUCGUUCCUGUUCCAGCUGUUCAUGUGGGUCCUACACAUCUUUUUAUGGUUUAGAAAUGUAGUCUUUGAUAAACGUCACAACCGUCAUCCUGUAAAUGCUAAAGGAAUCUGAAAGUUUAUAUACGAAUGUAACCAAGAUAAUUAUUGUAAGACAAAUAAAAUGAUCUUUGCGGUUCA